AUGAAUAUAGAUCCAGCUGUAGAAGAGCUACUUCGAAGUAAUGAGUUUAGUGUAUUGAAGUCAUCGGUACUGGCAUCAAGAAAUGCUGUAGAUAUAGCUACUAGUAUAGUGCAGACAAUGAACAGACAUGCAAAGUCUGAGAGUGGCAUGAUUGGUUUCAGUAGAAACUAUGCUGCAUACUUCUGCUUGUGCUUGACCUGUCAUUACAGAGCCAGAUAUAUUGCGUUUGAAGGUGUAAGAGGUGAUGGCUUCAAAGGUGAUAUUGCUGUUGAUGAUAUUUCAAUAAUACCUACACUGUGUACUUUAGACUUGGUUUCCCUUGACUGCAAUUUUGAAGAUGGACUUUGUAACUGGCAACAGGAGAACUCAGACGAUUUUGACUGGCUACGAGAAUCCGGUGAUACUCCGUCAUCUGAUACUGGGCCAAGUUCUGACCAUACAACUGGAGAUGAUGGUCACUACAUCUACAUAAAGGCAACUGAUCAAGAUAAAGAAGAUAAAGCAGUGAUAAGCAGUCCGGUGCAAAAUUCGGGUCCUUUUUGUCUGACAUUCUGGUACAAUAUGUACGGCACUGAUAUAGGUGCCCUCAACGUGUAUAUGAUAUUAAAUGGUGGUAACAAAUCUCUCCUGUUUGCAAAAAGUAAAAACCAUGGCCACAGUGUUUGGAGGAAAGCAGUAAUAAGUAAUAACGCUACGGAUACAUAUCGGAUUGCGUUUGAAGGUGUAAGAGGUGAUGAUUUCAAAGGUGAUAUUGCUGUUGAUGAUAUUUCAAUUAUACCUACACUGUGUUUUUUAGCUCGUCACAGAAAUGAUUUUACUAACUUGUUUAUUCCAUCUGCCACUCCUCUGUGGAAUUAUUUAGAAUCCAAUGUUACAGUAACACAUUUAUCCUCAGUCAAUAGUUUAAAUCAAAAUUAA
Molecule: messenger RNA, 918 nt
Organism: Mercenaria mercenaria
Lineage: Eukaryota; Metazoa; Mollusca; Bivalvia; Venerida; Veneridae
Product: MAM and LDL-receptor class A domain-containing protein 1-like
Exons: 6
Coding region: 1-918 (305 amino acids)
Cellular component (GO): membrane
Source: RefSeq, a predicted model, not a curated record